Molecule: messenger RNA, 1647 nt
Organism: Penicillium griseofulvum
Lineage: Eukaryota; Fungi; Ascomycota; Eurotiomycetes; Eurotiales; Aspergillaceae
Product: Major facilitator superfamily domain, general substrate transporter
Exons: 1
Coding region: 1-1647 (548 amino acids)
Biological process (GO): carbohydrate transport; transmembrane transport
Cellular component (GO): membrane
Molecular function (GO): carbohydrate:proton symporter activity
Source: RefSeq, a predicted model, not a curated record
AUGGACACAGGCUCAAACAAGCCUCUCCAGAAGGCUGAAGUUGUUCAACAUGACGAGAACCCGGUCUACGAUGAAAAAGGAGAUCGGGAAGCUCAAAUUCGGGAGACUACCCGAGGUGAGCGUGAGAUGUCGAUUCCAACCGCUUUUCGAUUAUAUUCGAAAGCAGUGGGUUGGUCCAUCUUGUUGUCAACGGCAGUGGUUAUGGAAGGCUAUGACUUGCUUCUCAUCACCUCGUUCUUUGCGUUAGAUCCGUGGAAGAAAAAAUUUGGGGUUCUCCUUGAUGAUGGCACAUACUCCGUCUCCGCAGCCUGGCAGACAGGACUCUACAAUGGUGCUGCCGUGGGAGAAAUCAUCGGUCUCGUCCUCAACGGUUUCGUUGCUGAGAGAUUCGGCUAUCGCAAAACAAUGCUGGGGGCACUAUCAUCGAUCACCUGUCUCAUUUUCAUCCAAUUCUUUGCACCUUCGGUGGAAGUCCUUCAAGUUGGCAACAUUUUGAUGGGAAUCCCAUGGGGUGUUUUCCAAACACUGCCCGUAUCAUAUGCGUCUGAGGUGUGCCCUGUUGCCCUUCGUGGAUUGCUUACGACCUACAUCAACAUAUGCUGGGUGAUGGGCCAGCUGUUAGCCUCGGGCGUCCUAAGAGCCAUGUUGAGCAGGAACGAUCAAUGGGCAUACCGUAUCCCAUAUGCAUUGCAAUGGAUGUGGCCAGUGCCCCUGAUUAUCGGCAUCGCCUUUGCACACGAUUCACCGUGGUGGUAUGUCCGACGUGGUGACAAAGAAGCAGCCAAAUCCGCCCUCCGGUCAUUGACACGUCGAAAUGUGGACGACGCCGUCGACAUCGACGCUACUGUGGAGGUCAUGGCUUAUACGAACGAGAUUGAACAAGAGGCCAGCCAGGGUGCGACUUAUUCGGACUGCUUCAGAGGUUACAAUCUACGCCGAACUGAGAUCGCUUGUAUUACCUGGGGCAUUCAAAAUAUCUGCGGCACAGCUUUGAUGAACAACUCAACAUAUUUCUUCCAGCAGGCUGGGAUGGACACUGCCAAUGCCUUCAACCUGACCAUGGCACAAUACGCCAUUGGGUUCGUCGGCGUGUUUAUCGCCUGGACACUCAUGAUUCAUGUCGGCCGUCGCAAAUUGUACCUCGGGGGAUUGUUUACACUGUUGUUGCUGCUGCUUAGCAUUGGAUUCUCAGGCAUUCCCGGCCCAGACAACAGUUCCGCUUAUUGGGCCUCAGGUGCACUACUCUUGGUGUUCUCACUCUGCUAUCAGGUCACCGUCGGAACAGUGUGUUACUCCAUCGUCUCGGAGGUUUCUUCUGUUCGACUUCGCGCCAAAACUAUCAGUUUGGCCCGGAACGUUUAUAACGUCUGCUCCAUUAUCAGCGGAAUCAUGGCUCCCUGUAUGAUCAAUCCAACUGCCUGGAAUUGGAAAGCCAAGGCAGGUUUCUUCUGGGCAGGCUCUUGUCUUCUUUGCUUCACAUGGACUUUCUUCCGUUUACCUGAAACGAAGGGACGGACCUUUGCAGAGCUUGAUAUCCUUUUCGAACGUGGAGUGAAUGCCAGGAAAUUUACAGAUACCUCGGUCGAUCUCUUUUCUCAUGAGGUUCACGAGGAAGGGGAACAUACGGAAGAAGACCACAGGAGUUAG